CGAGGCUGCCGAGUGCACUGCCGAGCGUCGAGCUUGGCUUUCAGUCAGACCCUGGUCGUCGGAGAGGAAGGAUGUGUCGCUUUGGCCCCGGUCACUCUAGCCACGUGUUUUCUGUCCUCCUAGCCAACAUGCCUCAGCUGGUGUCUGGCGGCUGUUGAUGUGCCUCUUGCAUCUCUUAGCCCCCUUUUAUCAAACUCUGAGUGUAUAGUAUCAAUUUGUUCUCAUUCUGAAACUAAACAGAUCACUUUUAAAACAUCAUUCACUCUACUCGGUAUUCCCUUCCAACUUCGAUUUCACUUCUGUCAUGCAUCGCCAGCCAGAAAGAAAGGCCUGGACACCAUUGUGAUAAACAUUUAAGUGCCGUGACUGACAGAUAGUGCGGAACGGCGGCACUUCCAAAUACGAGGGAGCGAAAAGACUAUUAAAGUGUCGUGUGAAAUGAUUUAAUAAACAAACUGAAAGAAACCAAUUCAUCCGUGAACAGCUGCGUCACAAAUAUUGGAAAAGUAAUUCUAAGACCAGGUGGGAGAAAAAAUUGUCACGUUCCCACUGUAUCCCGAAUAAAUAAAACUGAAGCAAAUGGAACGAACACAUUUGGAGACAUCAAGGAGCGGCAGAAGAGAAAGAUAGGAAGGAGAGGGCGUGCAGCAUAAACUGAACUGGAAGAGAAAAGGCAAGGAGACCAAGAAGUGAGAAGCGACGUCUAGAGGAGGAUGGCGGGGAGACUAAAGGUUCUGCUCCUGCUGGCGACGUGGAUUGUAGUGAACGGCGUCGUCUGUGAGCUUCAUGAGGGACAACCCAACGUGUGCAGGUACGAGAGGGCGGAGCAGGUGUCGGUGCGGGUGCCGUCUGUGCGUGCCUUCACCGCCUCCGUCAGGGUGUACAGGCCGGGAUGCUACACCGACAAGCCAGCCUGCAUCAAGUAUGAGAAGAGGACGCUGUACCGCACGGUGUACCGGGACCAGCAGGAGGAGAGGACCCAUACCCUGACCGCCUGCUGCCCCGGCUGGUCGAGGAGCGGCGGGAACGACAGCGAUGUGGGAGGAGCAGAGCAGCGACAGCCGGAGCAUCAGGAGGAACAUGGAGGCGAAGGAGGGACUGACGGCUGCCAAUACAGGAGUCCAGACCUCCCUGAAGACGGUGGGCGGGAUAUUAUUCACGAGGGGAAGAUGUUUCGCCUGGUCCAUCCCGCCCAGGGGAGGCAGAACGCGUCUGUUGCCCUUCACCGGCUGGCUGGCGCGCCAAACGGUCCAAGUAAGGCGGGAACCCAACGAGACGCGACUACUAGCACUCACGCCUUCAAGGAGCCCCGCGGCGCCCACCCGGGGAAGGAGACGGAGCUGGCGGGAGGCCUCGUGUCGCCUGUUUUACUUGAUCACUUCCCAGCGACGAGGGACGCGAACAAGGUAUCCACUGCGGCCACGCAGACAACGACGAGACUCAGGCACCAUCGCGGCCCCCAGCGACACAGCAGGCGGCACAGCAGGAGGCAUUAUCGCGACGGUGCCAGGAGGUCGAGCGACAGACACCGCCACCACCAUCACCACCCCCGCCGCUACAGGGGCCGCUCGCUCACCAGCCGAGACGAGGGCGUGCACGUGGAGACCGUCUAUGAGAAUGGCAGCAACAGCAACCGGUACCGCUACAGCAACAGCGGCGACAAUGGGACGGAGUACGACGCCUACAGCUACACCAUCAUCCUGGUGAACGGAGAGAGCAGCGAGCAAAAAGCUGCGGCUGGACCGGAUCAGCAGCCUGGGGAGGCGGUGACGCAGGUGCCGCGCCCCGAGGAGGCUGAGGAGGACGCCUCUCGCGGCAGAUCCUACGCAGCGUGCGGCCGCGUCUUCUGCUACAACGGAGGGCGAUGCGUCUACAACCGCUGCAUCUGUCCGCGAGGGUUCCACGGCUCCCGCUGCCAGUACGACCGCGACGAGUGCCAAGUGAACAACGGCGGAUGUGAACACUCUUGCAAGAACACCGUCGGCUCUUUCCUGUGCUGCUGCAGCCCAGGGUUCAGACUCAGGCACGACGGUAGAUCAUGUCAAGACGUGAACGAGUGCGAGUUCCACAACGGCGGGUGUUCUCACGAGUGCGCCAACACGGUGGGGUCUUACCGCUGCCUCUGUGAACCCGGCAGUCACAUGUUGCCUGACGGACGAACCUGCGUUGGUGGAGCUUCGUGUGCCGAAAGGAAUGGUGACUGCGACCAUUUUUGUGAUGACACAAGGGGCUGGGCAGAGUGCUCCUGUCGCCCUGGGUACAGACUCGGGCGGGAUGGUAAGUGGUGUGAGCCCCUUGACCCGUGCCUUGUGGACAACGGCGGGUGUCAACAAACCUGCUUGACAGAGCAAGGCCAUGUCCGCUGCAGCUGCAGAAGAGGUUUCACUUUAACCAACGACCUUGUUUCAUGUGUUGACCUUGACGAGUGUGCGAUCCCUGAUACAUGCAGCCACCAGUGCCGCAACACAUGGGGCUCCUACGAGUGCGUCUGUAACACGGGUUAUCAACUUGGCACUGACAACAGAUCCUGCUUCAUGAUUGACAUGGAGGUGAUCAACUCAUGCAUCGAAAACAACGGCGGCUGCCAACACAUGUGUCGCCACAGCCCAAGCGGUGCCGUGUGCACCUGUCACCCGGGCUACGAGCUGGAGGCAGAUGGCCGCACCUGCCAGGAUGAGAACGAGUGCGGAGCACGGACCCACCGGUGUCAGCAGGAAUGUAUCAACACAGCCGGGGGUUAUUUUUGCGCCUGUACCCAAGGCUUCACGCUGAGCUCUGACACCUUCACUUGUCUGGAUGUCGAUGAGUGUUCGAUGGAAAAUGGCGGCUGCGAACACGAGUGUCAGAACACACUGGGAUCCUUCACGUGCUCCUGCCUCAGAGGCUACGUGAUAGUCGACGGUGUUCACUGCGACACGGUGAGCGGUGACUAUGACAUCGACUACUCUGGCCUCAGCAUCCACAGUGAUCAGGACAUUGGCACUGCGACCCUGGAGGACCACUCGCCGGUGCUGAACAGCUCUGGAACUAUAAAUAGAGACUUAUGGAACGACGUGACCUACGCCGAGUACAGCAAGACAACGACACUCCAGACACGAUGUGUUGCAGGGAACUUUGGACCUAACUGCUCCUUAACGUGUGGCGACUGUCCGGGGGAGUGUGACGCGUCGGGCUGUGUGUGUCCACCGGGCCGGACUGGCGACCGCUGUGACCUCAACUGUCCUGCUGAUUUCUAUGGGCGUGGCUGUAAUGAGGUGUGUCGUUGUGAGAAUGGCGGCACGUGUGACCCCGUAACCGGCAGAUGCACGUGCCCGCCGAGUGUGUCCGGCGACCACUGCGAAGAUGGCUGUCCCGCAGGGUAUUACGGGGCGCAGUGUGACCGGCGCUGCCCCAUGAUGUGCCCCAACAUGCGCUGUAACAAAGUCUUCGGCUUCUGCGAGUGUGACCCUGGACGCUUCGGGCCCAAGUGUAACAUGCCGUGCCCUUCCCUCACGUGGGGUCCAAACUGCCGCCACCAGUGCCUGUGCCAGGCCCGUUCGACGUCCCGGUGCCAUCCAGAAAGCGGUGUGUGUGAGUGCAAGCCAGGAUACGUUGGCGAGGACUGUUCUAAGGAGUGCCCUGAGGGUCGCUGGGGCGCAGGGUGUUUGCACGAGUGUCAGUGUGCUAGCGGGGCCACGUGCCACCCCGCUACAGGUGUCUGUGGCCUAGACUGCCCUCCGGGCUUCAUGGGAACAGACUGUAACACACCGUGUGCGGCAGGGCACUACGGGCCGGGGUGCAUGAAGGCGUGCAUGUGUGGUCUGCGGCACUGCGAUCCCAGCACCGGCGUGUGUCUCUGUCCUGCCGGGAAGAAAGGACCCAACUGUAACCAAGCGUGCUCUGACGGGGAAUAUGGCCACAGCUGCCUGAAGACGUGUGAGUGCAAGAACGGUGCCACGUGCAACCCUGUGACCGGAAAGUGCCACUGUCCUUCAGGAUACGUGGGGCCGACAUGUGAGGCGCGGUGCCCAGCUGGCCGGCACGGCGUCAACUGCAGUGAAACUUGUGGUUGUCUGAAUGGUGCCUCGUGUCACCACAAAACAGGCAGGUGCCAGUGUCGUGCAGGAUUCACAGGUUUCAGCUGUGGUCAGCCGUGCCCUCUGGGACGAUUCGGGGGGGACUGUGUGUCAGUGUGUGACUGCAAUAACAGCGGCAGCUGUGACCGUGUGACUGGGGAAUGUAGCUGCGCCCCAGGAUGGCGGGGCUCUCGGUGCGACAUCCCAUGCAAGGUGGGCAGCUAUGGGGCCGGAUGUGCCAUGAACUGUAGCUGUGCUAAUGGAGCCGAGUGUGACCACAUCUCUGGCGCUUGUGUCUGCAAGCCAGGCUGGCGAGGAACAUUUUGUUCCAGGCCGUGCCCGGACGGCUUCUGGGGCAUGGAGUGUCGCUAUCAGUGUGACUGUGACAAGGGGGCAACCUGCAACCUGGCGACAGGCGUGUGUUCAUGUCCACCGGGCAAGCAUGGCCACCACUGCUCCAAGACCUGUCCGAGUGACCGGUGGGGAAGCGAUUGUCAGCAUGCAUGUCUGUGUUACAAUGGAGGGGUCUGUGACCGCGUGUCCGGGGCUUGUGUGUGUCCUGCUGGCUACAUCGGUGCCACAUGUCAAGACAGGUGUCCUAACGGCACCUUCGGCAGUGGAUGUCAGCAAACCUGCCUGUGUCAGCAUGGCGCCAGCUGUCAGCACAACACAGGAGCAUGUGUGUGUCCACCAGGCUACACCGGCACCUACUGCGAGCGAGUGUGCGGGCCGGGGAGGUACGGGCCAGGGUGCAGCCUCACGUGCCAGUGUGCGAACGGCGGCGAGUGUGACGCAGUAAGCGGUGCUUGCAAAUGUAUGCCAGGCUGGUGGGGGCCCCACUGCAACAAGUCUUGCCCACUAGGGAAAUGGGGCGCGGGGUGUGAGCUAGUGUGUGACUGCGAGCAGGAGGCGCGUUGCCACCCCAUCACGGGCCAGUGCCAGUGCCCGCCAGGCUACAUCGGUGACAAGUGUCAGUUCAUCUGUGCCUUGGGUCAGUACGGGGUGAAGUGCAGCAAGGAGUGUCGCUGUGGCCCGUCCCAGUCGUGUGACCACGUGAGUGGGAGGUGCACGUGUCCCCCCGGCCGUGAGGGACAGCAGUGCCACCAGUACUGUGCCGAGGGGCUGUGGGGAGAGGGCUGCCGCCAGAAGUGUAAGUGUGCCGGAUCAUCUCUCUGCGACCCCAUGACUGGCGAGUGUUUCUGCCCCGCGGGGCUGAGGGGCAGGAAGUGCCACAGGGGGUGUCCAAGGGGACGCUACGGAGUCGACUGUAAACAGAAAUGUCAGUGUAAAAACAGGGGAACAUGCGACCGUGUAACGGGUCAGUGCCAGUGUCGCGACGACUACUAUGGUGCCACGUGCUCCCUCGCCUGUCCUUCUGGCACCUAUGGGCCGGGUUGCAACCAGACGUGUGAAUGUCAGCAUGGCGGGGUGUGUGACUCAAGCGGGGCAUGCAGCUGUCCGGCGGGGUACACGGGGCAGCUCUGUGAAACCACCUGCUCACCGGGCACCUGGGGACGCCACUGCCCCUCUGAGUGCCACUGCCAAAACGAUGCACUUUGCCAUCCAGCCACUGGGGAGUGUUUGUGUGGCCUGGGAUGGACCGGGCCACACUGCGACCAAGCGUGUGAGCCGGGCAAGUACGGACCAGACUGCCGCAUGGACUGUGCCUGCUACCACAACGCCUCCUGUGACCGCUUCUCGGGCUGCUGCGAGUGUAAGCCAGGCCGCUACGGACGCUACUGUGAACUAGAGUGCCCCCCAGGGUUCCAUGGUGAGUAUUGCUCCCGCGUGUGUGACUGCCGCAACGGUGCCUCCUGUGACCCCCAGAAUGGCCAGUGUCGCUGUCUGCCUGGCUUUAUGGGCGACACGUGUAAUGACGUCUGUCCCUCAGGCAUGUUCGGUACUCACUGCCGCCAGAAGUGCCACUGCGGGCCAUACACUUGCAGUAAGGAGACAGGGGAAUGCCAGUGUCCGCCAGGCAGAACAGGAACUAACUGUGCUAUGCCAUGCGGGGAGGGCAAAUACGGCCCCGGAUGUCGAAAGCUGUGUGAGUGCCACCACGGAGGCAGUUGUCACCCCGCCACGGGACACUGUACCUGCACGCCAGGCUGGCUGGGGCCCACCUGCCGUGAGGAGGACGUUUCGUACGUCACGACAAGCGAUCAACGCGGCCGAGCUGACAUUCCAGUGGAGCUGAGCUGAUCACGGAGGCAAUGAGGCCAGCGGCGACUCACUCACUUUCUGAUCUCUGAGGAGCCGUUGAUAGUGGUGGUGCCUCCUCUGUGUGUGUGCGUGUGUGUGUGUGUGUGUGUGUGUGUGUGUGUGUGUGUGUGUGUGUGUGUGUGUAAUUACCUAAUUGUAUUUACCUAGUAAUUUGUAUUUACAUACGAGAAAAGAGCUACGCUCGCGCUGUCCCGUCUCCAUAUCCUCUCUUAUCCAACUUUUCCUUAAAAUCAUGAAUGUUUCUUGCACAAACCACCUCCUCCUCCAGUCUGUUCCAUAGCUCAAUGCUUCUGUUUGGGAAGCUAAACUUUUUCACAUCUCGCCUGCACGUGGUCGCCCUCAACUUCUUUAUAUGUCCUCUCGUUUCUCUCUCGUUCCACACACACAGUUCCUCUCUGUUCAGAUUCUCCAUCCCACUCGCCACCCUGUACACUGCUAUCAGAUCUCCUCUCUUUCUUCUUCUCUCCAGGGUUGUGAGCCCCAUGCUAGAGUCUCUCCUCAUACGUCCGAUCACUAAGUUCCGGUACCAUCUUAGCUGCCACUCUCUGCACUUUUUCCAGUUUUCUUAUGUUCUUUUCGUGAGGAGACCAGACCUCUGAUGCAUACUCCAACCUUGGCCUUAUCAUUGCAACUAUUAUUUUCUUCAUCAAAUAAGUUAAAAAACUAAAAGCUAAAAAACUAAAAUCUCCCGGAGCUCUGUCACUCGCAUCCACGCAGGUCGGCAGCCGACCGACGUGUGUGUGUGUGUGUGUGUGUGUGUGUGUGUGUUAACUAAAUGACCCAGGAAGAUGAAAUCUGUUUAUACUAUACUGUGAAACUUGAUGUGAUAUCAGAACACUUAUCUGUGUUAGCAUAAUGCUCCUGACUUGGUUGACGCACGCAAUAAAAUCCUGCAAGUGUUGAUGGCAUGUUGAACAAAAGGGGUGUAGAAGUAUUAGAGUAUGUGGAUGUGAAAACUAAUCUAUGAAAUGUCCCCAGAUUUAGUAUAACAAGUUUCAUGACCCGGACAUGACUCAGAAGGACUCGGUGAAUGUGUCUAGUGACCUCAGUGAGUGUGUAUGCAAGGGUGGCAUUAUCCUGCCCUUCUACGGUGUGAAACAAACUAUACUAUGUACAAAUCUGCGGUGUAUAUUUGCCUGGAACAUUCUGUGGACUGUCAAAGUGGACUAAUCAAACAAACAAUUGUGCAGCUCAGCACUGGUGAUGUGUUCUGCUGCCAGUGCUUAGUGCUGCACGUCAGUUGGGGGAGUCGGGAGAUUAUGACUAUGCUCCUCAAUUUGUACUCCCCAUUCUAAUUAGUGCUCAGUUCAGAAAAAAAUAUAUAUAUAAUUCGGAAAUCUGAGCUGAGGCAUGAAAAUUAAAUAUUAUAAAACAACAUUUGAAGACACUUUAUUUUGACAAUAGUUCCUUUUCUGUGCGUCAGUUCAGUUUAUCAAAGGAUUUAUUUCCUAACAUGAGCAUUAAUUGUAAUGGUGAAGACCAGCUGGCGGACUGACCCCAAUGGAUGCAGGCAACACGAAGGUGAGCAGUGUAGUGCUAUUUGUAUGGGAUACUGGCGAUAAUCAAUUUCGUGCUGCAAUUUACGGCCCAUAUUUUUCUUCGGCAGUGGUUGUGCCGCUUAUGAAAAGGAAAGGGAUCAUGAUCAGUGUCUUGUUCUGCUCCAGGACACUGGAUGAACCAGGUGACGUAAGAUAUACAAUGACCUAACCAGCUCAUGAAAACCAUCACCCUGCCUCAGCAAGAUACCGUGAGAGAGGCGGUCAGUGUCUUGUUCUGCCCCAGGACACUGGACGGAUCAGAAGUACACCCGAUGGCAGGCCGGACCCUAUCUCUCCUUCGGGGGCCAAGUUGUGAUUUGCUUGGCAGGAGCCGUGGUGCGGAACACUGGAGGCUGAGUGUGACGCUCCUUGUUGGCCGCUAUGAUGAUGAUGUGGUUUGGCUACUACCAGCUGAGAGGCCACAGCAUGCUGUCCUGAAGACCGGCCAGCAACCCGGACUCUAGAGCAGUGGUUUGCAUUGGUUGGUGUAGCAGUGCUGGGAGGUGCCAUAACACUCCCCUCAACAACAGUCUCUUCACCGACAAGUAAUUCUUCACCAACAAGCUUUUCAGCAGCUUGGAGAAAUAGAAUUGAAUGGCUGGCGUCUCGGUCUGCCUGCCUGCGGGACACCGCACACUCUGGAAGAAGAAAGAACACCAAGAUGUCAAGUUCCUGCAUAAUCAGCCUCUUAGUGAAGGAAAUGUGCUCUAUUUAUUUAAUAAAUGAUUGACAAAAAAAUAA
Molecule: messenger RNA, 8557 nt
Organism: Eriocheir sinensis (Chinese mitten crab)
Lineage: Eukaryota; Metazoa; Arthropoda; Malacostraca; Decapoda; Varunidae
Product: multiple epidermal growth factor-like domains protein 6
Exons: 40
Coding region: 714-6257 (1847 amino acids)
Molecular function (GO): scavenger receptor activity; protein binding; calcium ion binding
Source: RefSeq, a predicted model, not a curated record